UCCCUCCAAACUGUAAAUUCCUGAGAUCGGGUACGGAUUUCGAACAAACUCAAAUCUGCUGAAUGUGCGUUUCUGCAGUAUAGAAGUCGUGUUUAAAUCAUAAUUUUUGUGAAAUCGCGGAAUUGAAGUAGUAUAGUGUGUAGAAAAAAUAAAGUAGCAUGUCUGAACGGGCCAACUUAAGCCCUGUCGCGUCCCAAUCAUUGCAUUCCUUUCAAAAAACUUGCAGCACCCCUAAGAAAAAUGGAGUAGACGUCAGUAAAUACCUGGAUUUUGAAGAUUUAUCAGAGGUAGAAAGGGCGAGUGAUGAUGGUGUUACUGUUAGAGAAAGGAAACGCAAAAUCACCACGACACAAUUGGCUUUACCAACAGUUAAUGAAAGCGUACGAUUGUCAACUCGUUUAAUGCCUUUUGUCCGAAAUGAAAGUGCAAAUACCAGCAGUACUUCAAAUGUAUUAGGGCUCUCUGAAUCAGAAAGUGAACGUAAUAUUAAAACACGGAAGGUGAUUCGUAAGGGUGAGGAUUGGGUGCUAUUUAAGCCACGUAAUCAUCAAUCACUUUUUGGCUCUAUUAUCACAAAUUCUAACGGAGAGGAGGAGGCGAUAAAAUGGGUGCAACUUUACCAUAAACAACCAGAUAAAGCAAUUGUUACCAUUAUCCAAUUUAUACUGGAUGCCUGUGGAUAUGAAGAAUUUAGCCUUACUGAAAAAUUUCAGAUGGACCAUGCAAAUUAUGUCGAACUAUUGAACCAUUUACAGCACCACCCACCACAGUUACAGUUGAAAACUGGAAAGUAUCUGUUUAACACCCGCAGUGGGUGGGGUAAGUUUGCGCAAGAGUCCAUAUUUCAAUUUGUGCAAACGUUAAUAGGAAUGAUACACCAACACGAUAUCUUAUAUGGCAAGGAUUUUGCUCAUGUCUUUGCCGUUAUUUUAUCCAUCAGCAAAAGCGUUAAUAGAGCGUUGCGUCAUGUUGGCGUUGUUUUAACGAUUAAAAUUUAUACUACCAUACUAACACUCUGUACACAACUGGAAAAAAAGAAUAUUAACCAUCGGAGGAAAGAUAAAAACAUCUUGCUUCAGUUGUUAUUGCUUCUUCAAGAUUGUAUCGAGGCUAACUGCCAUUUAAACGAUGUACAGUUAAAUGCCAUGAAAAUUACCUUCCUUCAUGAGAUGUGCUCUUGGUUUCAAAUAGAUCCAACACUAUUUGACUCGACAAAGUAUUUUAAUCGUUUAAUGUGGCUUGUCCAGGAUACUGCAAAACAGGUCCGUAUUGCCGCUCUAAAAAUUUGCCGUGAAUUGAUUACAAACGACUGUUUCUCUGAACAUAUGGCUAAUUUAUACCACACAAUGUGUGGGGUUGUAGCAAAUAGAGUUUACGACAUCGACUAUUCAGUUGCAGUCUCAGCUGUACAGAUAUUAACUACUAUAUUAGAUAGGUAUGGUGAAAUUUUACCUGAACAAAUUCGUAAUAAAGUAAUAUUACUGGUGUAUGGGAAACAUGGUUUAUUAGCCAAAGCUGCAGGAGAAUUUCUUAUUAAAACUCUACUAGCAAAAGAUACCGAUAUGGAAUUCCUUAGAAAAUUUACCCUGUUUGCAUCUGUGAACAAACCACAAUUGGUGCCUCUGCUUAUCGAUGCCACAUUAGAUUUUUGGCCAGUUAUUUCUUAUUGGCCUAAGAUGAUAGACUGGUUGUUAUCUGACAAAAGUACAACUGAAAUGGCUCCUAUAGUAAUCGAGAUUAUGUCAGACUCUGUACAGCAAUGUGUUACUGGAAAAUGUUCAAUUAAUCGUAUGAAGCCUUGCACCAAUGAAACGAAAACAAACUCGCUGGUCAUAACUAAAGUAUUUAUUACGAACAUGUCAUCACUAUUAAGAAAAUAUAAGGAAGAUUCAAAAUGUGUCGAGCUGUUAGUAAACAUUAUACUGCUUAUGCACUUUCAAGAAGUAGUAUUAACGAACAGUUCUCAUGAGCUUGAUGCCAUACUCUUUGUGUUACGACCUGUUUUUGUCAAGGAAACCAAUCGGGACACAUUGGAUGUAAUAAGUAGAUUUUUUUGUAAGCUGUGUGAAACAACUUUCAGUCAGAGACAUCAAUAUAUAAGUAAAAUUAAAACUCUACAAUUUGCUACUAAAGAUGCAUUAAGUAACUCUGUGAAGCAAUUAAAUAAGGACGAAGCAGAACCUUGGAUGAUCAGAAUGUUGAGUUUAAUCAAGCACUGCGAUAUGCAGGACGUUCUGGAUUUUAAGUUCUUGUUCGAUUCUGCCAAAACCAUUGUAGAAAACCAGUUUCCUACCAAGGUUAUAGAAGAUGCGUUAAAAGCUUGCCAUCACUCCUUAUGUUGGCAAUUGACCAGUAUAAUUGAAAUUGUAUUCGAAGAGGAUUCCGUUCUUAUCGAAGAAAAUAUUCAUAAAGUAAAAAACGAUUUUAACGCUUAUAUUGAUUAUUGCGUAAAGAUUUUGCAACAUUUGUCGGAUAAUACGUACUCUGCUGCAUUUGAGUGUAUUUGUGAGACUUACUCAAAGUUUCAUCAUGGCUUAAAAGACCCUUCAAAAAUAAAAGAAAUACUGUGCGAACUAAUUCCACCUGCCUUCAAACCCACAGAUUCCCAAUAUAUAAUGGAUUAUUGUCAAAAAUCGUUAUUUAAUGAUUAUUUAACAGAAGAAACUAUACGUAUGCGACGAACUUCUUUGGCGAACGUAAUGCGUUUAGUAUUGAUUCAUUCAAUUAACACAACUGAAAUUGUAAAACUGUAUACAUAUUACAAUUCGCAUAAUAAAGAUUAUGGUGACAUAUUUGAUUCUGGUUUGAAAACAAUUCAUGAAAAGAGCCCUGUUACUAAUAUUGGGAUAGUACUGCAAUGUUUAAUUUAUAAAUUUACACAGUUGGUGGUUAAUGACACGGAAGAAACCCGCAUGGAACUUCAGGCUCUUAGUAAACGAUUUCAGCUUAUAAUGAAUCGAUGGACUGAGCAGUCUUAUCAGCUAGUUAGUAUGGGUAUUAAGUACUCUGUUAAGUCACAAACGCAUUAUCAAUUUCUUAAUUAUGUGAAGUAUUUUACAGUUUCACUAUCUACCAAAGAAAAAAUAGAACUAGUAAACAAACUGAUUUCUAAUAUACCAGAAAAGAACCGUGAAGACGCAGCAGUUCAAGUUUUUAUAUGCUACACAAAAAAUAAGAAAGAUCCUCAACAAAGCGCAGCGAGGAAGCUAUCAAGUACAACCACUACAUCAGACACAUUGGAAAUUGAAGACGACAAGUCUCAAGAUAUGUCACCCAACUCUUCUAUUGAAAAUAAUGAAAUACAUAAUAGCAGUGAUGAUGUCUAAUUAGUAAAGUCAAAACCAGAUAUUAUAGAUAUGUACAUUGUUUAUUUAAUACUUUAAUAUUAAGUUUUAUUCUCGUUACAUAGGUAUGUAAAACGAAGAUUUCUUAAAUAAACACCAAA
Molecule: messenger RNA, 3445 nt
Organism: Photinus pyralis (common eastern firefly)
Lineage: Eukaryota; Metazoa; Arthropoda; Insecta; Coleoptera; Lampyridae
Product: cohesin subunit SA-1-like
Exons: 19
Coding region: 159-3326 (1055 amino acids)
Biological process (GO): sister chromatid cohesion
Cellular component (GO): cohesin complex; nucleus; chromatin
Molecular function (GO): chromatin binding
Source: RefSeq, a predicted model, not a curated record